AUGGACGACAACAUCUACAACGCUGAAGACAACCAGUCUGCCCCAAGCAUGGGCUCUCCACUUGAUACACCCUCCUCAACGACAGCCUCGAUUUCGAAGAGAUCCGAGGAUGGAGUUUUAGAUCAUUGCCACCCAAGCGUUUCAAUACAUCCGAUAGAAUUUGCUGACUUCAAUAAACUUGACAUCGGAGAAUCAAUGAAAACAGCGCAUUUGUAUAAGAAAGCUAUGAGGCUUGUGGACAUGUACGAGGAACUCGGUUUGGGGGCUGAUCUGAAGAUGCCAAGAUUCGUUCUUGCUGGUGAUGCAGGCUGUGGAAAAUUGAGCCUCCUCGAGAACCUGACGGGUCUCCCCAUGCCCAUCGCCACAGCAUACGGAACUAGGUUCCCCAUAGAAAUCACCCUGCUUCAGCACCCCCGGAUCCGCACGAGAUGCCGUCUCAGCGAAAAGGAGGGAUGUAUUCUUGAGGAUAACGCAGAUUUUAAAGAAUUUGGCACACGUCAUGACUACGAUGGGCCCAUGACACGGUUUCAGUUCGAGAAUAUGUUGAGAGAAGCCUCCAAGAUCUUUGAUGUACCUCCGCCGCUCUUCACACGCGACCUUGUCGAGGGGAGCGAAUGCCCACCUGCCAAAAUCUCGCAGCAUGUUUUGCGGGUUGAAGUUCAAAGUCCAAAUCAUAAGAACAUCACUUUCUGGGAUACUCCAGGUCUCCAGUCAGAUCUUGACAAGUCGAAUGCUAGCAUGGCUGAAUCGAUUGUGAAAUGUUUGAUCGAGGACAAGCGAACUGUGAUUAUCGCCGUCGCGGAGACCGAAAAGACCAUCGAAAGCCAGCAUAUAUUCGAACUCGCCAAGGAGGUAGACCCCGAAGGCCUCAGAACCCUUGGUGUUCAUACGAAAUCCGAUCUUGUGGGGAUCCAUGAUCAAAAGACCUACAUGCCUGCCUAUUUGCGUGCUAGAAACGAAGAAAAAGAGUUGCGACAUGGUUGGCAAGCUGUGCAGAAUUGCUCGAGCGUCAGAUGGGAAGUUCCCAAAGAUGUAGAUGGCCUUCCACGUGCGGCUUCUAAUGGAGACAAUCUCUUCGCGGCUUGGCUUUUCCGCAGGUCUGGUACUCCGUUGAGCAGCGUUGGCGUCGAAGGACUACGUGACCGCUUCAGCGACGUCUUCUGUGUCCACCUCAUGGACAACUUCCCGAAAUUGAAUCAGCAAGCUCGUGACAAGCUGGUCCGGAAGAAAGAAGAACUGGAAGCACUUGGACCUGUCAGAUCUUCUGUGAAGGAACAACGAAAAUUCUUGAAGACUAUCGUGGCUGCUUACCAGCAGCCAAAAUCAAUCUAUCUCGGCGACGUACCACAAUAUGAUGAGAAUCCAGUCCCGCUGUAUAAAAAGUUGGCCUCACUUAAGAGCGCAGAAUUCAGCAUACCUUUACGAGAUCUGGGUGCAGUACGGGCCUUCCAGACUCCAUCUAUGGAGAUCGACGAAGCCGCCCAUUUGGCAGCUGCAUCGCUUAGCUUCCAGGGAACGGACAAUAUUUACAGUUGGAUCAAUGCCCGCUAUCAGUCUACCAAAUGGAACACGAUUCCUGGUGUCAUCCCACCCGCGCUGGUAGAACGACUCUUCGAGGAGCAAACCGCAAAUUGGGUAACAAUCACUCACGGAUUUUUGGACAUGGUCAAAACGAUGUUUAUAACUACCGUCGGGGUCUGUUUAGAGCAAUCAUGUUCAAGUAAGCACGUCAACGAUACCCUUUAUGCACUCGUAAGUGCAGCUGUCACCAACAAGAUGAAGGACUUUCAGAUCUUUUGCAAAGAUAUCCUACAAAACGAGCGAGAGGAACUGCAGAAUAUGGCUGGCGAUCAGCAGUUAGUGAAAGAGAUUCAAGAGGCCAAAACUAUUCGGCUGAUUGCGGCACUUUCUCGACUCGAAGCUCCUUCGCAGCGCUUAUCAAAUCCUUCUUCCAUCGCAGCAAGCUCACCGAAGCCUGACGCGGAAGUGGAAAGUUCUCAAAGUGGUACGAAGAGUACUACUCCAGCCGCUGCUACAGCCACCAUGCCUGCUGCCACAUCAGCUCAAGCGCCAGUUCUCGGGGCCUCCAGCAACCCCUCUUGCUUCAACUCUCCAUUAGGGGCUUCAUGUACGUCGAAAGCAGAUUCACCAAGAGGUUUCGCUGCUUGGGCUUCUUCUCCGAAAACUUUCGCAACACCGAGUACACUUUCAUCCGGGCAAGGUUCUGUCCUUGACGGAUCUCGGAAUGAGGAUCGGGAAUCUCGGAAGGAGGAUCAGGAAUCUCGGAAGGAGGAUCAGGAAUCUCGGAAGGAGGAUCAGGAAUCUCGGAAGAAGGAUCGGGAAUCUCGGAAGAAGGAUCGGGAAUCUCGGAUGAAGGAUCCAUUUGCGAGCUGCUCCCGGGCACCGAGUGCUGUUAAUGCAGCUACAACAGAGAAAGUAGCUCCAGUUGCGACACCCGUGGAGAGCCUACCAUCUACAUUAUGCUCAAUCCCAAAGCCCAGGUUUGGCGAGCCUACUCCGCUUACAAAAGGACCAUCACUGGGGGAAUUUUUCCAAUCGCAGCCUCCAGCCCCAAGCGCCUCCCAGCCCAAAGUCCAACAACAGCUUCCCUACAACACAUCUGUGACCAUACGUCAAUCCGAACCUCCAAACCAGCCCCCAAAUAAUCCUAUCACCUCACUCGCAAAACUAGCCAAAAUAAAGAAGGAGAGCCUCAAGGCUAUCUUGACUGACGAUCGCCAAGUCGUCUACGAAAUCCACGAUAUUCUCAAAGCGUACUACGCUAUCUCCAGCAAGCACUACAUAGAUGCCAUCUGCAAGACUGGGCUCAAUAAAAGAUUCGUGAGAGAUAUGAUGGACGUUUUCUCUGACAAGCUGAUCGACGAGCUGAGUGAUGCCGAGGUCAAGAAGGUUGCGUCUGAGACUGUCAAGGCGAAACAGAUGCGACGAAACUUGAACAACGAAAUUAACAGGCUGGAGCUUUUGAUCCGGGACUCCGAGGAGAUGCUCAGAAAGUUAGAGGAAGAAGAAGAAGGGGAAGGGGAUGGGGAGGAAGUGGAGUGA
Molecule: messenger RNA, 3063 nt
Organism: Drepanopeziza brunnea f. sp. 'multigermtubi' MB_m1
Lineage: Eukaryota; Fungi; Ascomycota; Leotiomycetes; Helotiales; Drepanopezizaceae
Cellular component (GO): membrane; microtubule; cytoplasm
Molecular function (GO): microtubule binding; GTP binding; GTPase activity
Source: RefSeq, a predicted model, not a curated record